Paraphaeosphaeria sporulosa is the source of this 645-nucleotide messenger RNA. RefSeq lists its product as uncharacterized. Bases 1 to 645 code for a protein of 214 amino acids. The record is from RefSeq and is a predicted model, not a curated record. Lineage: Eukaryota; Fungi; Ascomycota; Dothideomycetes; Pleosporales; Didymosphaeriaceae. The transcript has 3 exons.
AUGGAGCUGAAGCAGCUACAAGUGCCUGUCGUCGUUGUGUGCGCCCUUUCGGCCUUGAUAGCGACGUUUGCUAUAGUGUGUCGCGUAUGGGCACGCGCUCUUACGCGAAAGAAAUGGGAGGCCAAUGACUGGCUGAUGGUAAUCGCAUAUGUUGGUCUCCUCGGCGAGCUGAUUGAUGCGAUUGUCUUUGUCUUCGUCCAGUACUAUGGCGUGCACAUCAAGGACGUGCCGGUGGCUGCCAUCGUGCAAAUGAAGAGACAUCCCGAAAGCCGCUACAUACUUACCAGCAUGGCUUUAAGUGCUAAUGUGUUCUGCAACCUGUCGAUUACACAGCUUUAUGCGACGCUGUUUCCGUAUACACGUUUUCGCAUCGUCUGCCGCGCGCUGCUGGCUUUGACAGUGGCAUAUUAUAUCAGCUUCAUGACAGUGCAGUUCUUCUCAUGUCCGCAGAAGAUGGACAACGCGCUUGCUAUGGCUCAAAAGUGUGCGGAGAACAGUAGAACUAUCUGGGUGGGCGCGAGUGCAGGCGCCAUGUGCAUAGACCUGGCAAACGUAGUACUGCCACUACCUCUCCUCUGGCGGCUGAACGUGGACUUUGAGAAGAAAGUCCGAUUGACACUGCUGUUCGGGCUGGGGUUCUUGUGA